AUGCACGCUGCGUACGGGCAGAGUGUACGUGAAACGGAUGAUGUGUGUGACGAUAAGCAAAGAGCGUGUGAAACAUUUGCAGGAACUCGGUGUAGAAAGGAAAGCAAAUAUAUUAUCAGGAUACAGAGCACCGGAAUGGCGUUGACAGUACGAAGUAUGUUUCACAUGUGUUUAUAAGUGUACGCUGUACGUAACUAUGAUUUACACGUUAUAUAGCCGCAAAUUAUUAUUUAAACCGACGGCGUAAUGGUUUAAUGAAAUAAAUCAUCGUAACACGAAAAAAUUAUUUCAAAUACGCCAGGACAUUUAUGGGAAUUAGGGCAAAUUUAUAUGAUCGAAUUUCUUGAAAAAUCUCACAAAUCAUACGUAAGAUCUACAUUCGUUUCAUUAUUAUAUUUUUAUAUUUCAUUAUAUUUUAUGUUUUAUAUUUCAUUAUAUUUUAUUAUUAUUAUUAUUAUCUUGCGUUUCGCAAAUUGGAAAUGAUUUUCAGCGUCAAAUUCAGACGUCCGUUUCUUUAUUUGAAAUUUCAGAUCAAAGGACUGUGAUAUUGCAAAUAACUUUGUAAUUUGAGUCUUUGCUCUGCUGCAUCCACACAAUUCGGACCGAUUAAUCAUUUUCAUAUAUAAUAAUCUGGGUCAAUUGCCACGUUUUGUAGAUCAGCAACUAUUCUAAUGUGUGCUUAGAAAUAACACGAGAUGCAUUAAACGUGUACAUGUAAUAAUAAAUAUAUGAUAUCACGUCAAAGCAGCGGAUAUGUAACAAAUUUAAAUCGGAUAUCUUUUUGCAGAUAUCGUUAAUACUGUUACAAUGAUCACUGGUGACUGUCUGUUUCUAUAUUUUAAAAUAUUUUAAAUAUUAUUAUAAAUAUUUUAGAAUAAUUAA
Messenger RNA from Heterotrigona itama, 882 nucleotides. NCBI's taxonomy places the organism in Eukaryota, Metazoa, Arthropoda, Insecta, Hymenoptera, Apidae. The record is from the annotation of a GenBank genome assembly.